AUGUCGCAGCAGAUCUCAGUGUCAGCAUUUCUCAUUUCCCGCAUCAAAGAGCUUGGAGUUCAGCAUGUCUUUGGCAUCCCAGGAGACUAUGUGUUGCCUUUUUUCGACGAGUUGAUCAAGGAAGGAAGCCCAGUGAAGCAAAUCGGCACUUGCAACGAGCUGAAUGCGGCCUACCUCGCAGAUGGGUACAGCCGCGUGAAAGGCUUCGGAGUUGCAGCUGUGACUUACGGACCCGGUGCUUUCAAUGCAGUCAACGCCGUGGCAGGGGCCUUUGAUGCUCACGUCCCUCUGCUGUUGGUGUCGGGGGCGCCGCAGACGGCGAGAUAUCGAGAGGGUAAGAAGCUACUUCUGCAUCAUGCAGUCGGAAGUGAUUUGAAUGCUACUAUCCGUGUGUUCACACCAAUCACUGCUGCCGCGGCGCGUAUUGAAACAGCAGAGGAGGCCAUUCCCACCAUUGAUUGGCUGCUACGGGUUGCCCUUGAUCAGAAAAGGCCAGUCUACCUGGAGAUCCCUUUCGACAUGCAGAGGGCAGAAGUCCAAGUGCCAGGCCGCUUGAACUACCAACCACCGAGCAGCGACGAGCAAGCCCUUCGUAAGGUGGUGGAGCGGGUGGCCCAUGCUGUGAACAGUGCAGGAAAGGUGGGGGUGUUGGUUGGGGUGUUCGUCGACCGGGAUGGCCUUCAACAAGUCGUGGAGGAUAUGCUGACCACCAGCAGGCUUCCGUUUGCUACGACAUUUGACCAGAAGGCUGGCUACCUAGAGUACCUGCCGAACUGUGUAGGCUUUUACCAAGGAGGCGUCACUCCGCAGCCGGUGCUGGAUGCCACGGAAGGUGCCGACAUUCUCUUGACUCUCGGUAUGCCACGGACCGAGUUCAACCUGGGCUUUCUUACGCAUGACUUCAAGGAGGACCGUAUGAUUGAACUUGGCCAUGAUACGGCUAAUGUGAUGGGGGAGGAGGUACAUGGUGUCUACUUGCGCCACCUCGUGCCACUGUUGGCCCAGAGAAUCAGCCCUCGUGCAGAAGAAGUGUUCGAGGACACUUUUCCUUUCACCUACACCAAGCAGAGAGAGGUUCCGGAGAACCGGCCGGAGCUCUGCACACUGCUGCGGCACAACCUGAACUUCCUCCUGAUCAUUUUGAACAAUGCGGGUUACACGGCAGAGCGUGCCAUCCAUCCUGACCGGGACGACUCUUACAAUGACAUCCAUGUGUGGAACUACCACUUGUUGCCCCAGGCAUUGGGUGGUCGGCAGGAUUCGAACGGUGUGGAUGCCCACACGGAAGCUCAGUUCGUCGAUGCCCUGUCGUCAUAUCGUGGAAAGGGCCUGCAGGUGGUCAAUGCACGGCUGGACAAAAAUGACAUGCCAAGCUUUUUCAUCGAGAUGAGUGACAUGCUAAAGCACUGA
Messenger RNA from Symbiodinium necroappetens, 1410 nucleotides. NCBI's taxonomy places the organism in Eukaryota, Dinophyceae, Suessiales, Symbiodiniaceae. The record is from the annotation of a GenBank genome assembly.